GCACCACUGCCGUCAGUCUUCCGCUUGUCAGAAACACACGCGCCUGCAACGAAACAUGACUGCGGCUGUUGUUGUCCGAAGGUUAGCCGCUCUGUCCGGGGCUUCGGCGGUGUCAGCGGGGGCGUACGGGGCUCACGGUUUCAAAAACAGCGACCCCGAUGACUACCAGAGAGUGCUGUUUGAAACCGCCAACAAGUACCACUUCUACCACAGCCUGGCCCUGCUGGGUGCCGCUCACUCCGGCAAGCCUGCUGUGGCUGGCACCCUCCUGAUAGCGGGCAUGGGGAUGUUCUGCGGCUCCCUGUACCACCAGGCCCUGACGGGGGACCCCGGUCUUCGCAAGAUGGCUCCCGUGGGGGGCAUGGCUAUGAUCGUCGGCUGGCUUGCCAUGAUUCUCUGAGCUGUAACCGCUCACCUCCCUCCCUCCCCCUCCCACGGGGGCCACUUACGUGGACACAAAAACUGUCGGGCUGUCAUAAUUGAUGAACCGGAGAGCUUGUGGGAGUUGGCCUGAGAGGCUGAGUUAUGUCACCCAUCUGAGCCACGCCCCCUGUUCUCUGUGGGGGAGGGUGAGGGUGAGGGGGUGUGUCAGCAGGAGAUAAAGCCACAGGAUUAUCACUUUGCUACCGUUGAGGCCUGUUUUUCUGAUUGGUGUCACCGAGUUAAAACAGAUGGGCAAGUGAAUAGAGCGUGACAUAACAUUUUAAACGUCAUGUCGGUGGUGUGCUGGGAAUGAGACGUUUUAUAACUUGCUUUAGUGCCGUUUCUACACUUCUGUAGAAAAGUGUAAUAAAAUAAAAUGAAAUGAAAUAAAUGUUUUUUUUCCUACAUGUUA
Molecule: messenger RNA, 835 nt
Organism: Cyclopterus lumpus (lumpfish)
Lineage: Eukaryota; Metazoa; Chordata; Actinopteri; Perciformes; Cyclopteridae
Gene: tmem256
Product: transmembrane protein 256
Exons: 4
Coding region: 56-400 (114 amino acids)
Source: RefSeq, a predicted model, not a curated record